This is a messenger RNA of Lactuca sativa (garden lettuce), 543 nucleotides long. RefSeq lists its product as uncharacterized. The record is from RefSeq and is a predicted model, not a curated record. NCBI's taxonomy places the organism in Eukaryota, Viridiplantae, Streptophyta, Magnoliopsida, Asterales, Asteraceae.
AUGUCUCAUUUAUUCGAUGACAUGUAUAACAGGACUGCACCAUAUUCUUCUUUUGAUGUGUGUGGAACGCCAUAUAGGUAUGGAUAUUAUCCAUUGGAUGAGAUCUACCAUAAUCAUUCUUGUUUUGUGAAGUUAGUGUCUUGUCCUAAUGAUCGAAAAUGGUUGAAGUUUAAGAGAGCUCAAGAGAAGACGAGGAAGGAUGUUGAACGAGCGUUUGGUGCUUUUAAAAUAUGUUGGCAUAUACUUAAACACCCUACAGUUUUUGUUGACGACAAGAAAAUAAGUGAGGUCAUGUAUAUUUGUAUCAUAUUGCAUAAUAUAAUUCUCGAAGAUGAAGGCAAUGCAAUAUGUGAGUAUAAUGAAAACGAGAUCGUUCCACUGACACAAGCAUUUGAGGUUGGAAGCAAUGAUUACUUGGUGAGGAGAGCAAUAAUUCAUGAUGUUGAGACCCAUCAUGUUCUUCAUAGAGACUUCAAGGAACAUAUUUGGACCGUUGACCACAUCGAUCUUAAUGUCGAGCCAAUCGAUGAUUUAGAUGGCUAA